Messenger RNA from Aspergillus campestris IBT 28561, 1616 nucleotides. RefSeq names its product mitochondrial processing peptidase. NCBI's taxonomy places the organism in Eukaryota, Fungi, Ascomycota, Eurotiomycetes, Eurotiales, Aspergillaceae. Gene Ontology annotation, molecular function: metalloendopeptidase activity; metal ion binding. The transcript has 6 exons. The record is from RefSeq and is a predicted model, not a curated record. Gene Ontology annotation, cellular component: mitochondrion. Bases 78 to 1445 code for a protein of 455 amino acids.
CCGUGUCCGCCUCUCUCUGUCACCCCAUUCCUCCUCCACCUCCCCCUUUCUUCUCACCCAUUAAGUCUAUUUGCAUAAUGGCUUCCCGGCGCCUAGCGUUCAACCUUAACCAGGCUCUGCGGAGUCGCGCCGCCCUCAAGGCCAUCCAGCCUGUGAAGCGUGGCUUUGCUUCGCCGGUUACCCUGCCUUCCACCACUCAGUCGACGACUCUGUCCAAUGGAUUCACGAUCGCGACCGAGCACUCCCCGUGGGCUCAGACUUCCACUGUCGGUGUCUGGAUCGACGCCGGUAGCAGGGCCGAGACUGACAAGACCAACGGUACCGCGCACUUCCUCGAGCAUCUUGCGUUCAAGGGCACCAACAAGCGCAGCCAGCACCAAUUGGAGCUUGAGAUCGAGAACAUGGGCGCUCACCUGAACGCCUACACCUCGAGAGAAAACACCGUCUACUACGCCAAGGCCUUCAACAACGAUGUCCCCAAGGCCGUCGACAUCCUCUCCGACAUCCUGCAGAACUCGAAGCUGGAGGCCGGUGCCAUCGAGCGCGAGCGUGACGUGAUCCUGCGCGAGCAGGAGGAGGUUGACAAGCAGCUGGAGGAAGAGAACAUCCAGACCAUCUCCCGCGACAACCUCGAGAACUACAUCAAGACCAACUACACCGCCGACCGCAUGGUCCUGGUCGGUGCCGGUGGCAUCCCCCACGAGCAGCUCGUCCGUCUCGCCGAGGAGCACUUCGGUGCUCUCCCCAACAAGCCGCCCACCUCUGCCGCCGCCGCUCUCACCGCUGAGCAGAAGCGUCUGCCCGAGUUCAUCGGCUCCGAGGUCCGCGUCCGUGACGACACCGUCGGCUCGGCCCACCUGGCCCUGGCUGUUGAGGGUGUCAGCUGGAAGGAUGACGACUACUUCCUCGCCCUGGUCACCCAGGCCAUCGUCGGCAACUGGGACCGUGCCAUGGGCAACUCCCCUUACCUGGGCAGCAAGCUCAGCUCCCACGUCGAGCACCACGCUCUGGCCAACAGCUUCAUGAGUUUCUCCACCAGCUACAGCGACACCGGUCUCUGGGGUAUCUACCUCGUCUCCGAGAACCUGACCCAGCUCGAUGACCUGGUCCACUUCACCCUGCGCGAGUGGUCUCGCCUGUGCUUCAACGUCACCUCCGCCGAGGUGGAGCGCGCCAAGGCCCAGCUCAAGGCCUCGAUCCUGCUGUCCCUGGACGGCACCACCGCCGUCGCCGAGGACAUCGGUCGCCAGAUCAUCACGACCGGCCGCCGCUUGACACCGGAGGACAUCGAGAAGACGAUCGGCCAGAUCUCCGAGAAGGACGUGAUGGACUUCGCCAGCCGCAAGAUCUGGGACCAGGAUGUGGCCGUCAGCGCGGUCGGCAGCGUCGAGGGCGUCCUCGACUACAACCGGAUCCGCGCGGACAUGAGCCGCAACACCCUGUAAUCGAGCAAUGUGAUGUUUUUCUAACCCGUUUUGCGCGCCGCGCGGCCCAUGGCGCUUGUUCUUUUUCUUUUCUUUUCUGUUGGAGGGUAAUAGACCGCGGAGGUGGAGCCGGUAGCGUGUCUUGUACAGUACCAACUGUCGCUGAUAUACUAAAACUGUAUUGUUCUAUUA